Molecule: messenger RNA, 441 nt
Organism: Perkinsus marinus ATCC 50983
Lineage: Eukaryota; Perkinsozoa; Perkinsida; Perkinsidae
Exons: 4
Coding region: 1-441 (146 amino acids)
Source: RefSeq, a predicted model, not a curated record
AUGCCCCAUGGUGUUAUUGUGGACUUUGUUACUGGUGGCUCACGGGCUUUCGUCGACUACAGCUUGACUCAAGGUGCUGGAGGAAAUGAGAAUAUUGUUCUUCUCGACAACGGAACUUUCAUAGCUAAAGACGCGUAUUAUACAUUUGGGCAAGUAACUCGUUAUGUGAGGAAAGGAUCAUAUGUUCUUUCAUCUGUUGAAGUAGUGAAUCCUGGAAAACCCGCAGAUGGUAUACACCCGGCAGGGGUAGAGGCUAUGGCUACUAUCAAUCCUGAUAGAACUGAAGUCGUUAUUCUUAUAAUACGUGAUGAGGAAGACAAGGAGCAUGCGUCUACGUUUGAUAUCGAUGUUGAACUUGGUGACGGUCAGCAUGUUACAGUUACCCUUGAGAAUGUUGAGAACCUCAGUGUUUCAACACUCGUUGUAAAGGGUAGAUUUUGA